This is a messenger RNA of Nymphaea colorata (pocket water lily), 1029 nucleotides long. RefSeq names its product CASP-like protein 5B2. The record is from RefSeq and is a predicted model, not a curated record. The transcript has 3 exons. Lineage: Eukaryota; Viridiplantae; Streptophyta; Magnoliopsida; Nymphaeales; Nymphaeaceae. Gene Ontology annotation, cellular component: membrane. The coding region runs from base 226 to 696 and encodes 156 amino acids.
ACUGCUUUGACGGGAGAGGGAACUUGAAGAGUUUUAGAGUUCGCUGCCGAGCAAUCCCACUAUAAUCGGACGAAAAUUUCCGACUCUUUGAUUCGUUUUCGAGCAAUUCGUAGCCUCCAAUGUGUUUCUCGUCUAGGUGCAGAGAGAGAGACAGAGAGUUUGCAGUUUCAGGCUCCUGAGGUUGGACGGCCGUUUGGUGGCGGUCAAGGUUGAGCGAGGGAGACGAUGAAGGAUCUCCCGGGGACGCCAGGGACCGUCAGCGGCCUGGUUCUCCGGGCAGGACAAUGCCUACUCGCAGCUGGCUCGAUCGCCGCGAUGGUGACUGCUACGGGCUUCUCGAACUACACCGCCUUCUGCUACUUAAUUGCUUCAAUGGGUCUUCAAGUGCUUUGGAGUCUGGGUCUUGCAUGCCUCGAUGCAUAUGCUCUGAGGAUCAAGAGAGAUUUACAAAAUCCAGUACUGGUCAGCCUGUUUGUAGUUGGUGAUUGGGUGACAGCGACACUCUCGCUUGCAGCAGCAUGCUCAUCAGCUGGGGUAACGGUGCUUUAUGCAAAAGAUUUAGCAAGAUGCAGCAGCAAGAUGCAGCAGCCUUUGCCAUGCCAAAGGUUCCAGCUUUCAGUUGCGCUUGCUUUCGGUACCUGGUUUCUGAUUGCUCUCUCCUCACUCAUCAUGUUCUGGCUUUUGGCGUCUGUAUGAGAACGGACAUUUCCUAUUUUUGGAAAGUCCCCGUCUAAGUACCUUGUUGUAAUCUCCGCUAUGUCACAAGGAUAUGGAUAAAAGGAUUGACAUCACUUUUGUGUAUUGUCCAGUAAAAGGUAUUGAUAAUGGAAAUAGUUUGUACACAAGUGCCCCAGUAUGGUUCUCCUCAUUGGGUAAAGGCCAUGGCUCCGUAUUCAUGGACUUCAUGAAUCAUGGGGCUUUUCUCUGUGUGUGCGCGCGUCUAUCUUGUGAAUAUAGAAGUUGUAGCAGAUGCUUUACGUUUUUGCUCUCUUAUCAGCUGUGGAUUAUUCCAUCAUAAAGCCUGUAUCC